Molecule: messenger RNA, 2216 nt
Organism: Setaria italica (foxtail millet)
Lineage: Eukaryota; Viridiplantae; Streptophyta; Magnoliopsida; Poales; Poaceae
Product: DEAD-box ATP-dependent RNA helicase 52A
Exons: 6
Coding region: 1-1860 (619 amino acids)
Cellular component (GO): nucleus
Molecular function (GO): RNA helicase activity; RNA binding; ATP binding
Source: RefSeq, a predicted model, not a curated record
AUGGCGUCGUACGGCGUCGACGGCGGCGGCGCGUGGAGCACGGUCCCGGUCCGCUCUCGCAGGACGGCGACGCCCGCACCUGCUCCUCGCGGCGGGGGCGACGACGACCGCGCGCCGGGGGCGGGCGGGCUCGCCGAGGCGGUGGAGGGGCUCGACAUCGGCGGCGGCGGCGGGGAGCGGCGGCUCGACAAGUACGAGAUCCCGGUGGAGGUGAGCGGGGAGGGCGCGCCGCCCCCCGCCGACGGGUUCGAGGCGGCCGGGCUGGCGGAGGCCGUGCUCCGGAACGUCGCGCGCUGCGGGUACGAGAGCCCCACCCCCGUGCAGCGCUACGCGAUGCCCAUCGCCAUGGCCGGGAGGGACCUCAUGGCGUGCGCGCAGACCGGGUCCGGGAAGACCGCCGCGUUCUGCCUCCCCGUCGUCAGCGGCCUCGUCGCGGCGGCGGCGGGAGGGUACGGGUGCCGGGACAGGGGGUCCUUCGAGCGCAGGGCGAAGCCGCGCGCGCUCGUCCUCGCGCCCACCAGGGAGCUUGCAGCCCAGAUUAAUGAGGAGGCCAAGAAGUUUUCUUUCCAAACUGGACUCAGAGUUGUGGUAGCUUAUGGGGGAACACCAAUGAAUGAUCAGCUGCGUGAACUAGAGAGGGGUGUCGAUCUUCUUGUUGCUACACCUGGACGCCUUGUGGACAUGGUUGAACGAUCAAAGAUCUCUCUUGAGGCGAUUAAGUACCUGGCAAUGGAUGAGGCUGACAGAAUGCUGGAUAUGGGGUUUGAGCCUCAGAUAAGAAAGAUAGUUGAUAUGAUGAAUAUGCCAAAAAAGUCUGUAAGACAAACUAUGCUCUUCAGCGCAACCUUCCCACCCGAAAUACAGAGACUGGCUUCUGAUUUCUUGCACAAUUACAUAUUUAUCACUGUUGGGAGGGUUGGGUCAAGCACUGACCUAAUUGAGCAGAAAAUUGAGUUUGUUAAUGAUAAGGAGAAAAGAGGCUUCCUGCUAGAACUCUUACACAAGCAAUCUGUUGGUGGGGGUAAUAGCAAGCAACCCCUAACAUUGAUCUUUGUGGAGACGAAGCGGGAAGCUGACACAUUGCGGUAUUGGCUAUACUCAAAAGGUUUCCCUGCAACAGCGAUCCAUGGUGACAGAACACAGCAGGAGAGGGAGAGCGCUCUGAGAUCCUUCAAGAGUGGCGCCACUCCAAUCAUGGUAGCUACUGAUGUAGCCUCAAGGGGCCUGGACGUUCCGAAUGUGGGUCAUGUGAUUAACUAUGAUCUCCCAAAGAGCAUUGAGGACUAUGUACACCGGAUCGGAAGAACCGGGAGAGCUGGGAAGGCUGGAAAGGCUACCGCCUUCUUCACCGAGUCGAACCACCCCCUGGCGAAGGGCCUGCUGGAGCUGAUGACUGAGGCGAAGCGUGACGUGCCCAAGUGGCUCGUGGAGUACGCUGACAGGCCGUGCUAUGGAGGUUCAAGCUACGGUGGAAGAGGCCGAAGGGGUGGUGGUGGUGGGUUUGGCGGUAGAGACUACCGCCGCAGCAGUGACUAUAGCUCUGGCUGUGGUGACUACAGCUAUGGUGGUGGUGGCGGCGGCAACUCUGGUGGCGGUGGUGACUACGACAGUGGUGGCGGCUACUCAGGUGGUGGUGGUGGCGGCGGCUACUCUGGCGGCGGUGGUGGUGGCAGCUACUCUUGCCGUGGUGGGGGCUACUCUCGUGGUGGUUGCGGCGGCUACUCUCGUGGUGGCGGCGGGAGCUCUCGUGGUGGCGAUGGUGGCGGCGGCGGCUCCUUCAGAUCAAGUGCUCCUCCUCCGCGGUACUACCCAUCGUACCCCAUGGGCACCACGGACAUCAGCGCCUCUGGCUGGGACUAGCCUGCACGCGCGUAUGCUCAGUGCACAUACCGUACAUAUACAUAUAUCCCUGGUAAAAUACGUAGGCACUUCUGGAAGUAGCUCGGUCUUCGCUGGUCCUUUUGCCUUGCCGGUCCUCGUCUUGUCCUGUGGUACACAUUGCCAUGGUGGUGGGUGGUGGUGCACAGGGGCAAUUGGCAGACGGUUCAAGUUGGGGGUUUUGGUUUUGCGUUGGUGUGGUGGCGGUAUUGUCACAAUGGGAACCCACUUGGUGAUUCAACUUGAAGGUUAUAUGUAUUCCUAUGGUGUGGUCUGUAAGGGGGCAAGUGACACUGCUAUUUUUGCUGUUCAAUCAAAGGCAGACCCGUUCAGUUUCA